Molecule: messenger RNA, 6486 nt
Organism: Ziziphus jujuba (common jujube)
Lineage: Eukaryota; Viridiplantae; Streptophyta; Magnoliopsida; Rosales; Rhamnaceae
Product: disease resistance-like protein DSC1
Exons: 8
Coding region: 204-6143 (1979 amino acids)
Biological process (GO): defense response; signal transduction
Molecular function (GO): ATP hydrolysis activity; ADP binding
Source: RefSeq, a predicted model, not a curated record
UCUCCUCUAUAAUACAGAGAGAGAGAAGCACAGCGUUUUGGGCAACCGAUCAGGAAGACGAUCUUGGUGUUGUGGGUAGACGACUUGCUGGAAAAAAGAAAAAAAAAAAAGGAAAAAACAGUAGGAGAGAGCGAAACCGCAUCGGAGGGAACCUAGCUGCAGCAACGUCGUUGGUAGCCAAAGAUUUGCUGCAGGUCAUAAACAUGGCUUCUGCUUCUUCUUCUUCUUCUUCUUCUCGAGAAAAGUAUGAUGUGUUUCUCAGUUUUAGGGGUAAGGACACCCGUGAUGGUUUUACUGGUUAUCUUUAUCAUGCUCUGGAUCUAAAGCAUAUCGUGACCUUCAAAGAUGAUGAGAACCUUGAAAGUGGCCAUAGAAUUUCUGAAAUCAUGGAGGCCAUUAAGGAAUCUAAGAUUUGCAUAAUAGUUUUCUCCAAAGACUUUGCAUCUUCCACAUGGUGUUUGGAUGAAGUGGUUCGCAUACUCGAAUGCAAGAGAAAUGGGAGUACUGUUGUACCCAUUUUUUAUGGCAUAGAACCAUCUGUUGUACGAAAACAGCAGGAGGGUUAUGCAGAAGCAUUUGUUAAACAUGAACAAGACGGAAGGGAGAUGGUGCAGCAGUGGAAGGAUGCUCUUAAAGAAGUGGCUGGUAUCAGCGGUCAUGAGUCAAACAAGAUUAGACCUGAGUACAUGUUUAUUGAAAAAAUUGUUGAAGAUGUUUUAUUGAAAUUGUCUAAAUACGUAUCAGCAAAUGAUCAUUUCAAGAGGCACUUGAUUGGAAUUGAAAAGCCUACGAAGGAAAUUGAAGGAUUGUUAUGCAUUGGCUCAAGGAAUGUUCGCAUCAUAGGCCUUUAUGGCAUGGGGGGCAUUGGAAAAACCACCCUUGCACGUGCUAUAUUUCAAACCUUCUAUCGUCAUUUCGAAAGUUGUUGCUUUCUUAACGAUGUUAGAGAAGAAAUUGACAGACGUGGAAUAGAUCAUUUGAGAAAGAAACUUCUUUUUGAGCUGUUCAAAGAUAAAACUUCUCUAAACACGGAAUCAACUGCCAUUCAAGAAGACAGAUGCCGCCGUACAAAGGUCCUUAUUGUUUUAGAUGAUUUGGAUGCAAUAUCACAAUUAAACAGAUUAUUACCUAUAGGGUGUACCUUCGGUGAUGGAAGUAGAGUUAUUGUCACAACCAGAGAUGCCCAACUGCUCAGGUCAAGGGCAGAUGAACUUUACGAGGUUAAGAGGUUAAAUGACUCUGACGCCCUUACGCUUUUUCGCUUGCAUGCUUUUGGUCAAAAUUCUGAUCUUCCAGGGUAUGAAGCUUUAUCAAAAAGUGCAGCAGAUUAUGCACAUUGCAAUCCAUUAGCUCUUGAAGUCUUGGGUUGUUCCCUUCGCUCCAAAAGCAUAAAAGAAUGGAAAAGUGCAUUGGAUAACUUGAAAACAGAUCCAGACAGGUCCAUUCAAAAAGUGUUGAAAAUAAGUUAUGAUGGAUUAGGUGACAAAGCAAAGGGCAUAUUUCUCGACAUUGCAUGCUUCUUCGAUGGUGAAGUUGACAGAGAAUAUGUGGAAAGCAUACUACGCCGCAAUGAGCAACAUUCUGAUGCAACAGCAGGAAUAAGUGAUCUCAUUGAUAAAUCCUUAAUAAUUGCAUGCCAAAACAAAUUGUCCAUGCAUGCUUUACUACGACAAAUGGGUAAGGCUAUUGUUUGUAAUGAAAACAAAGAUCCUGGAAAACGUAGUAGACUGUGGAAUGCUAAAGAUGUUAGCUAUGUAUUGGAAAGAAGUACGGGAAGCUCUGAAGUUGAAGGUAUAUCAUUGAAUCUGUCUGAACUUAGAAAGGAUGUAAAAGUGAAGCCUACAGCAUUCUCAAAGAUGUACUAUCUACGAUUUCUUAGAAUGCAUUGUGACAACAGAUUUUGCAAUGGAGAAAUAUUCUACGAGAAAGUAGGAUGGGGUCCAUACGAUAGAGAAGUGAGCCAACAAAUAUAUCUUCCUUAUGAAGGUUUAGAGUUUCCUUCUGAUGAGCUGAGAUAUCUUCAGUGGGAUUUAUACCCUUUAAAAGAUUUUCUAUCAAAUUUUAGUCCAGAAAAUCUUGUUGAACUUGUCAUGCGUGAUAGCCAACUUGUGGAGCUACAUUGGGAUGAAAAUCAGCCCGUUGAGAAGUUGAAGAAGAUGGAUCUUAGUUAUUCUGAGCACCUUAUUCAAAUACCAAACUUGUGUGGGGCUAUAAAUCUUGAAAGUAUAAAUCUUCAAGGGUGUAUAAGUUUGGUUCAGAUUCCUUUAUGCUUUAAGAAUCUGGACAAGCUUGAGCUAUUAGAUUUGAGUGAUUGUGAGAAUCUGAAAGAUGGCAUGGAAAAUCUUCCAUUGAAUAUAAGGGAGUUGAAAUUGUGUAGGACAGCAAUAGAAGUAUUGCCCUUACGAGUUAGGUCUCUUUCGGGUCUAUUAGAUUUGGAUAUGAGUGGAUGCAAUAAACUGAAAGAUGGGAUAGAAAAUCUUCCAUCGAAUUUAAAGGAGUUAAGACUCUGCGGGACAGCAAUACAAGUAGUGCCAUCAACAAUUGGGUGUCUCAUGGGUCUCUCACAUUUAGAUUUGUAUAAUUGCGAAAGACUUGAAAGUCUACCGGAAAGCAUUUGGAAGUUGGAAUCACUGGAAUGGCUGGAUCUUUCUAAUUGCCCAAAUCUGAUCGAGCUUGAGGAUUGUACAAGUUCAUCUCUUCGAUAUUUGAAAAUAAGUGGUUGUACGGGAUUGAGAUCAAUAAUUGCGCUUCCACCAUCUUUAAAUUGUUUGGAUGCAAAUAAUUGCACAUCGCUGGAGAAAAUAUCAAGUUGGUGGACCCCAACCGUACAAGAUUAUGACCCCCAAGUUCAACAUCAAAAUAAUAAAAGUGGAGGGGAAAUUUAUAAUUUUGAGCAAUGUCUAAAAUUGGAUGAAGACACAUGUAUCAACGUUAUUGCUGAUUGUGCAUGCCGUAGAAUUUUGUCUGCUCACGAUGAUAUUUCAUAUCUGGAAAUGGUGUACCCAGGAGAUGUAAUCCCACGGUGGUCCAAUUAUGAAGCUUAUGGGAAAUCAUUUAUGCAGCUUCGUCCAAAUUGGCUUAAUACUGAUGAUUCCCGCUUCAAAUUUGUCUUUGGCGCUGUUGUUUAUGCGUUUAAAAUUUCUGGGCCAGAAACUAAAAUCCGAUUCAGAUUCAAUUUCACUACCAGCAUUGACAGUAGUGUCGGCGGUUCUUUCAAUUAUGAAGAUGUUUGCACGCUUCAAGUAAAUAAACGCUCACCUCAUGUCUUAAUUAGGUAUGCGACUAUCGAUUUGAGGCAUGUAUUUGGGGUAAACUGGUCCUCUGUUUGUAGAAUGGUCACCGGGGCUUCUUUCCAUGUGUUUAUGGAGGAAGAAAAAAAGGACAAUUGGAUGAUCGGAAAUUGUGCGCUCCAGGUUAUAAACUUCACUGCUUCACGGGAUUUGCGGUUAUGGGACUCGUCCGCUUCACUAUCAUCAUCUUCUACUCAUCAAAAAAAGUAUGACGUGUUUCUCAGUUUCGGAGGUGACGACACCCGUAACAAUUUUAUUGGACAUGUUUAUCAUGCUCUGUGUCGUAAGCAUAUCCGGAUCUUCAAACAUGACGAAAACCUAGAAAGUGGCCAUGAGAUUUCAGAAAUUAUGGACGCCAUUAAGGAAUCUGAGAUUUGCAUGAUAGUUUUCUCCAAAGACUUUGCUUCUUCGACAUGGUGUUUGGAUGACGUGGUUCGCAUACUUGAUUGCAGGAGAGAUUGGGAAGAUAUCAUACUACCCAGUUUUUAUGGCAUAGAACCAUCCAUUGUACGCAAACAGGAUGGGAGUUAUGCGGAAGCAUUUAAUAAACAUGAACAGCGUUUCAAGGACAAUAUGGACAAGGUGCAGCGAUGGAGGGAUGCUCUCAAGGAAGUGACCAAUCUCAGCGGAUAUGAUUCAAAGGAUUUUGGUCAAAUGGAAGAUGAUGACAUUGUAAUUGCGGUUUUAUACAAUGGAACAUUGGUACAAAAUGAUAGUGGUGAUUGGGAAUAUCGAAAUGGUAAAAAUGUAAUGGUUUCCGUCGGCAAGAGAUGCACAAAAUCAGAGUUAGAGGAUGAGAUUUUCAAUUCUAUUGAGAUAGAUCGAAAUGAAUAUUUGCUAAAGCUAAAAUGGAUAUAUGGACGAUGUGCAGAAAAGUUGGAUCCUACAGAAAUACGAUGUGAUAGGGAUGUGAAAUGCUUUCUUCAAGAAGUGAGGAAUGGAGGGAUGACAAUGAUGCGGCCUCCAUUGUAUGUUGAGGUGAUUUCAAAAGUUGAACAUGUAUGUAGAAAUGUUCAUCAAACAGCAUUUGCUUCGGAUAGUGGGAGUAAUCUUCAUUCUUUUUCUUGUCCUCCAAUUAGCGGUCGUCUACCACAAGCUUCCGAUACUGAACCAAUUCAGGCUACAUCUCAGGAAAUUAUGGUUCAAGAAACUCAGUUUAGAGAUCAAGUUGAUGUUCGUGGGGGGGCCUGGACAUCAUUUAACAUUCACGAAGGAGUUGAUGUUGGAGGUGACUAUGCUGAACGGUUUCCUAACGACGAGGAGUAUGAGCAGUUGCAUCAUAUUGAUCAUGAUGAGAAUUACAAUGCAGCAGGGGAUGAUGUUGGUCAUAAUGAUAUAGAUUUUGAUCAUGAGUUGCCGGAUAAUGAUAAUGAUAUGCAUCCUGAAAUGAACAAUGAAGGAGUUGAUGAUGUUAGGGUUCAUCGUGCUACAAGUGACCACAUAUCAUCGAGCAACAGAAGUGGUUCUAUGGCCAUAUUUUCGUCAAAGUUCACUGGUUGUGAGAGCAUAGUAGUUGGACAAUUAUUUCGCAACAAACGUGACCUACAGAAUAAACUGAGUAUCUAUUGCAUGCGAGAAAAUAAGGAGUUCAAGGUGACACGAUCAACUACACAACGGUAUGAAGUUGUAUGCUUGGAAAAUACUUGUAAAUGGCGACUACGUGCAACCACAUUUAAAAAUGGAGAAAUAUUUGUUGUGAGAAUUUUUGAUAAUGUACACAGUUGCUCGUUAGAUAUCGUGCAUCGAGAACACAAGCAAGCCAGUAGCCGGGUUAUCGGGCAAUGUAUCAAAUUUAAAUAUGAAGGUAUUGCACGUGUUUACAAACCCAAAGAAAUUCAACAUGAUUUUUUGCAGAAAUAUGGGGUGAAUAUAAGCUACAACAAAGCAUGGAGAGGUAAAGAGUAUGCACUUAACAGUGUUAGGGGAUCUCCAGAGGAGAAUUUUGCUAAGUUACCUGCCUACUGUUUUGAGUUAGUGUCGAAGAACCCUGGGACUGUUACACGUAUCAAAACAGACGAUAAUAACAAUUUUGUAUAUUUCUUUAUGGCGAUUGGAGCAAGCAUUAGGGGAUUUAAAUCCCACAUAAGAUUCGUAUUGGCUGUUGAUGCAACUACAUUGAAAGGGAAAUACAAAGGGUACAUGUAUAUUGCAUCGGGCAUGGAUGGCAAUAAGCAAAUAUAUCCUUUGGCUUUCGGCAUUGGAGAUGGAGAGAACGAGCAAGCAUAUACAUGGUUUUUCCAAAACCUGAAGGAUGCCAUCGGAGAUUUUCCAGAUUUGGUGUUUGUGAGUGAUAGACACCCCGCUAUUGAAAGGGCAUUACGCAAAGUUUUUCCCAAUGCAUACCAUGCGUUGUGCACGUACCAUAUAAGCAGAAAUAUUAAAGCAAAUGGACAUGCGAAAGAUGAAUCAAUAAUACAAUGUUUCAUGCUCGCAGCUAGUGCAUAUUUGGUUGAAGAUUUUGAGUUUUAUAUGGGGCAAAUUGAGGCAAAAAACAUUAGGGCUGCCCAGUACAUUCGAUCAUGUGACCCUACAAGGUGGGCACGUUCUCUUUGUCCAUGUAGAAGGUACACUAUCAUGACCACCAAUAUUGCAGAAAGCUUGAAUGGCAUUCUGCUAGAUGCUAGAGAGAUGCCAAUAGUAGCAUUAAUAGAGCACAUACGGGAUUUACUGCAAAGGUGGUUUUAUGAGCGACAUACUGCAGGUGCAAAAUUGACAAAGCCUGUGACUGACCAUAUGGAAGAGCAACUUAAACUACGAAAUUUGGAGUCCAUCGGACUACGUGUGAAAGCCAUUAAUAUGCAUGAAUUUCUUGUGGAAGGUGGGAGUUUGAGGGGUACAGUUAAUCUCCAAUAAAAAACAUGCUCAUGCAAAGUCUUCGAUCUUGAUCAAUAUCCUUGUGAUCAUUGUAUUGCCGCUUGCAGAGAUCGAAAAAUUGCUCCUUAUGGCAUGUGUUCUCAUUACUACACCGCGGAUGCAUAUCGUGCAGCUUAUGCUGAGUCCAUUUAUCCUUUGUUAGAUGAAAAACAGUGGCAUGUCCCGGAUGACGUGGCAAGUCGCAUUGUUCUUCCACCAAGAUGGACACGUAGGCGAGCCGGUAGACCAAGGAUGCAACGCAUACCAUCCGAAGGUGAAGAUGUUAUUGGACGUAGAUGUAGCCGAUGCGGUGGUGUUGGACAUUAUAGGCAGAGAUGUACGA